CGUCCGCGUCGUUUGGAGCCGCGACGCUGAACAUGGCGCGUUCCUAGAAGCCGCUUUCGGCAUCAGUAGGCGGCGGCGUGUGGACUGGAAGCGUGGGGCGCCGGAUAACCGACGCCACUUCGUGUCGGGGCGUGGAAGCGGGAGAGCCGGGCCUUUGCGGACCGAACCAAACGGUUUCCAUGGAUCUCAAUAGUGCCAGUACUGUUGUUCUUCAGGUCUUAACACAGGCCACUAGUCAGGAUACUGCUGUGUUAAAACCAGCUGAGGAGCAAUUAAAACAGUGGGAGACACAACCUGGUUUCUAUUCAGUGUUACUGAAUAUCUUCACAAACCACACUCUGGAUAUAAAUGUUAGGUGGCUUGCUGUGCUAUAUUUUAAAAAUGGAAUUGAUCGCUACUGGAGACGUGUAGCACCUCAUGCUCUCUCAGAGGAGGAGAAAUCUACAUUGCGUGCAGGGCUAAUCACCAAUUUCAAUGAACCAAUAAACCAGAUUGCAACUCAGAUUGCAGUGCUGAUUGCAAAAGUUGCUCGAUUGGACUGUCCUAGACAGUGGCCUGAACUGAUUCCUACUCUUAUAGAAUCUGUGAAAGUCCAAGAUGAUCUUCGACAGCACAGAGCAUUACUUACCUUCUAUCAUGUUACCAAGACUCUGGCGUCUAAACGUCUGGCUGCUGAUAGAAAACUGUUUUAUGAUUUAGCUUCUGGAAUUUAUAGUUUUGCCUGCUCUCUGUGGAAUCACCAUACAGACACAUUCCUUCAACAAGUUUCUUCUGGCAAUGAAGCUACAGUUCUAAGUUCACUAGAGCGAACUCUACUGUCAUUGAAAGUGCUGCGUAAGUUAACUGUUAAUGGAUUUGUAGAACCACAUAAGAAUAUGGAAGUGAUGGGCUUUUUACAUGGAAUAUUUGAACGUCUUAAACAGUUUCUGGAAUGCAGUAGAAAUAUAGGUACAGAUAAUGUAUGUAGAGAUAGACUGGAAAAGACCAUCAUUCUUUUCACUAAAGUGCUUUUGGACUUCUUGGAUCAGCAUCCCUUUUCAUUUACUCCUCUAAUUCAGAGAUCACUGGAAUUUUCUGUAAGCUAUGUGUUUACGGAAGUUGGUGAAGGUGUUACAUUUGAACGAUUCAUUGUCCAGUGCAUGAAUCUUAUUAAGAUGAUUGUAAAAAAUUAUGCUUAUAAGCCAUCCAAAAAUUUUGAAGAUAGCAGCCCUGAAACUCUUGAAGCUCAUAAGAUUAAGAUGGCAUUCUUCACGUAUCCCACUCUGACAGAGAUAUGUAGAAGACUGGUCUCUCAUUAUUUUCUGUUAACUGAAGAAGAACUGACAAUGUGGGAAGAAGACCCAGAAGGCUUUACAGUGGAAGAAACAGGAGGAGAUUCUUGGAAAUACAGUUUGAGGCCUUGCACUGAAGUACUAUUUAUAGAUAUAUUCCAUGAAUAUAAUCAGACUCUUACUCCUGUACUUCUAGAAAUGAUGCAAACACUUCAAGGGCCCACUAAUGUGGAAGAUAUGAAUGCACUAUUAAUCAAAGAUGCUGUAUAUAAUGCUGUUGGAUUAGCAGCUUAUGAGCUGUUUGACAGUGUUGAUUUUGAUCAGUGGUUUAAAAACCAACUUCUUCCAGAAUUACAAGUCAUUCACAAUAGGUAUAAGCCAUUGCGACGCAGGGUGAUUUGGCUCAUUGGUCAGUGGAUUUCUGUGAAAUUCAAGUCUGACUUAAGACCCAUGUUAUAUGAGGCAAUUUGUAACUUGCUUCAGGAUCAAGACUUAGUGGUCCGUAUUGAAACAGCUACAACUCUGAAGUUAACUGUUGAUGAUUUUGAGUUUAGAACAGAUCAAUUUCUACCGUAUUUGGAAACCAUGUUCACACUACUUUUUCAGUUACUGCAGCAAGUUACAGAAUGUGACACAAAGAUGCAUGUUUUACAUGUCCUUUCUUGUGUGAUUGAAAGAGUCAACAUGCAGAUACGACCAUACGUAGGAUGUUUGGUACAAUAUUUGCCUCUUCUUUGGAAGCAGAGUGAAGAACAUAAUAUGCUGAGAUGCGCUAUUCUGACAACACUUAUUCAUCUUGUUCAGGGAUUAGGAGCAGACAGCAAGAACCUGUACCCUUUCCUGCUCCCAGUUAUUCAACUGAGUACAGAUGUUUCCCAGCCUCCACAUGUUUAUCUUCUGGAAGAUGGUUUAGAGUUAUGGUUAGUGACUUUGGAAAAUAGCCCAUGUGUUACACCAGAGUUGCUUCGUAUAUUUCAGAAUAUGUCACCACUUCUUGAAUUAAGUUCAGAAAAUCUCAGAACCUGCUUUAAGAUCAUCAAUGGUUAUAUCUUUUUAUCAUCAACAGAAUUUUUACAGACAUAUGCAGUGGGUCUAUGUCAGUCCUUUUGUGAACUGCUAAAGGAAAUUACUACAGAAGGUCAAGUUCAAGUGCUCAAGGUUGUGGAAAAUGCCCUUAAAGUGAACCCAGUAUUAGGCCCGCAGAUGUUUCAACCAAUUCUACCUUGUGUUUUCAGAGGUAUUAUAGAAGGGGAGAGGUAUCCUGUAGUGAUGUCAACGUAUCUCGGCGUUAUGGGUCGAGUCCUGCUACAAAACACUAGUUUCUUUUCUUCACUUCUUAAUGAGAUGGCACAUAAAUUUAAUCAGGAGAUGGACCAGCUUUUGGGAAAUAUGAUUGAAAUGUGGGUUGAUCGCAUGGACAAUAUUACCCAGCCUGAAAGAAGAAAACUUUCAGCUUUGGCUUUGCUUUCUCUUCUGCCAUCUGAUAAUAGUGUUAUCCAAGAUAAAUUCUGUGGGAUUAUAAAUAUCUCAGUGGAGGGCUUACAUGACGUCAUGACGGAAGACACUGAAACAGGAACUUAUAAAGACUGUAUGUUAAUGUCUCAUAUUGAAGAACCAAAAGUAACAGAAGAUGAAGAGCCACCCACAGAACAGGAUAAGAGGAAAAAGAUGCUGGCCCUGAAGGACCCGGUGCACACCGUGUCACUGCAGCAGUUCAUCUACGAAAAGCUCAAGGCACAGCAGGAGCUGCUGGGAGAGCAAGGCUUCCAGUCCCUCAUGGAAACGGUGGACACGGAGAUCGUCACCCAGCUACAGGAGUUUUUGCAGGGCUUCUGAGAGCA
Molecule: messenger RNA, 3112 nt
Organism: Vicugna pacos (alpaca)
Lineage: Eukaryota; Metazoa; Chordata; Mammalia; Artiodactyla; Camelidae
Gene: IPO11
Product: importin 11
Biological process (GO): protein import into nucleus
Cellular component (GO): cytosol; nuclear envelope
Molecular function (GO): small GTPase binding
Source: RefSeq, a predicted model, not a curated record